Molecule: messenger RNA, 673 nt
Organism: Brachypodium distachyon (stiff brome)
Lineage: Eukaryota; Viridiplantae; Streptophyta; Magnoliopsida; Poales; Poaceae
Exons: 1
Coding region: 121-345 (74 amino acids)
Source: RefSeq, a predicted model, not a curated record
CUCCCAUCUCACGGCGUGAACUGCAAUUUCUUGAUCAUCCAUCCAUCCAUCCGAAAUCGAAACAGAGGCUUGUGUAGAGCGCCCGACGACGAGCAGAGGUUUUUUGGCUUAGCAGCAGCAAUGGCGUUCGUGCCGAUCUGCGUGCAGUGCGGGACGAGGAGCAACCCGUGCCGGUGCAAGGUGGUCGGGCCGACGCUGGGGUUCGUGGCGUUCGUGGUGGCCGGGGUCGUGGAGUGGCCGCUCGGGGCGGCCGUGUACCUGUUCCGCCGCCGCAAGGGCCGCCGGAUCAUGGGCCACCCGGCCAGUGUCGUCUACCCGCGGGUCAAUAGAGCAAUCCCCAUCUGAAUUGUCUCCGGCGUCGCGUCGCCGUUCUAAGUUCUAACUGGCUAGUCAGAUUUGUGUCCUGUGGUUUGCAACAUUUCUCUCUGUGAAUUGUGUGUGUUCAACAAAACAUUGUGGUCUAUGUUGUAAAACUUGUAUUCGUCGUAUCUGUACGAUUUUUGUUUAUCGUCGAUGUAUGCAAUGCAUCUGGUUUCGUCGUCAGCAAGUGCUGUGGCAUUUGAGAACUUGGGAAUUCUGUUUGGAUGAAAGAAUGGCCCUCCUUUUGGCCCAGGCUUCGGAAUUUCCAUGUGAGCGAAUGGAACGCGUUGCUUGCGGUGGAAAUUCUGGCCCA